GAGCAAAGCAGAUAUGAGAAGCUUCUCGACACGACUGUCGUCCUGCUGUCGCCCUUGCGUGUUUUUCUCGUCGACCGUGCAUGUAUCGGAUUUUUGAUGGGGACUCAGCUGAAAUCUCUCCUCAAGCCGUCGCUAAGCAUGGCUUCUCCACCAUCGUCUCCUGUGCACCUACAAAUUCGGAAGUUGCCAGUAACGAAUGAAGAAGGAACAAGCGGGCAGGUCUUGGUUAAAAAGCCUAGCAAGAAGAUCGCUGCGCUGGUCGGAGAAGACGAAAUGAGUGGUCCUCCUCCAGUUCAGUCAAAUCCGAAGAAUCGCUUUCGAAAUGGACACGCUUCCUUCCGGCUCAGAAUGCUACAAGAACAACACGGGACAGGAUUCGAACCA
This is a messenger RNA of Ostertagia ostertagi, 384 nucleotides long. The record is from the annotation of a GenBank genome assembly. Lineage: Eukaryota; Metazoa; Nematoda; Chromadorea; Rhabditida; Trichostrongylidae.